Molecule: messenger RNA, 1236 nt
Organism: Didymosphaeria variabile
Lineage: Eukaryota; Fungi; Ascomycota; Dothideomycetes; Pleosporales; Didymosphaeriaceae
Gene: KIN28
Product: TFIIH complex serine/threonine-protein kinase subunit kin28
Exons: 2
Coding region: 1-1236 (411 amino acids)
Biological process (GO): positive regulation of transcription by RNA polymerase II; protein phosphorylation
Cellular component (GO): cytoplasm; nucleus; transcription factor TFIIK complex
Molecular function (GO): cyclin-dependent protein serine/threonine kinase activity; RNA polymerase II CTD heptapeptide repeat kinase activity; ATP binding
Source: RefSeq, a predicted model, not a curated record
AUGGGGAUGUCACCUGCUUUGAGCCCAAGGCCUAACCCGCCGGGCUCACACGGUCCCGUCAACGCAGCAAAGGCGAAACCGCUCGUGCAUCUUCUCAACCACAAGACCGUCCCGUCGCCGUCCCUCACCAGCGCAGCGACGACCCCCGGCGGCCCAGACGAGGGUCUGGCAGAGGAAAUGAAUGAUGUGGUUAAGAAUCAGUUCGUCUUUGGGGCACGUCUUGGAGAAGGUACAUACGCCACCGUCUACCGGGGACACUACCGCGAAGAACCCUCGAAGCUGGUCGCUAUCAAGAAGAUGAAGAAAAACACCGAAUGGCAAGACGGCAUCAACCUUGACUCGUUACGAGAAAUGAAAUACCUCGCCGAGCUGCACCACCCAUACGUAAUUAAUCUCAUCGCCGUCUUCACCACCAAAGACGAGAACAUCAACCUCGUCCUCGAGCACCUGCCACGGGGCGAACUACAAGACAUAUGGAAAGACAAGGACAUAGCCUACGGCGGUGCUGAUGUAAAAGCCUGGUCAAACAUGAUCUGCCAAGGCGUAUGGUGGCUCCACGAAAACUUCGUCCUCCACCGCGACAUCAAAUCCAACAACAUCCUCAUCGCAGCCGACAACUCCCUCAAGCUCGCGGAUUUCGGUCUCGCGCGCAGCUUCGCGAACCCCGAAGCAGAAAUGACCUACAACGUCAUCACGCGCUUCUACCGCCCUCCAGAGCUCUUCCUCGGCUCCUCGCAUUACGGCGGUUGUGUAGACAUGUGGAGCGUAGGCUGCGUCAUCGCGGAGCUCGCCGUCCGCGACUGGUUCCUUCCCUCUGAAACGGACCUCGCGCAUCUGGGCGUUAUCACUGAGGUGUUCGGCGUGCCUACGGAGUCAGACUGGCCUGGUAUUAGCAAGCUCCGCUUUUGGAAAGAGCAGUUGGAAAAUACGCCUGCGAAACGGCCACAGCCGUUGAGCUGGUGGCGCGGCCGCAUGCCGCUUAUUGGCGACGCGGGUAUCGAUCUUGUGCGGGGGUUGCUGACGAUGAAUCCGGUGAAGAGAUUGACGGCGAAACAGGCGCUCGAACAUCAUUACUGGACUGCUGCGCCGAAGCCGCAGAAGAAGGAGAAUUUGCCGAGGAAAGGGGGGAAGGAGGCGGAGAAGGCGAUGGGAGAGUCCUUGAAGAGAGUCGGGGAGACGGAGGAUGAUAAGAUGACCAAGAUUGCAAGAAAGCUGGAUUUUGGAGCCAUGCGAUGA